This is a messenger RNA of Chanos chanos (milkfish), 651 nucleotides long. RefSeq names its product LHFPL tetraspan subfamily member 5a (gene lhfpl5a). The transcript has 3 exons. Gene Ontology annotation, cellular component: plasma membrane. The record is from RefSeq and is a predicted model, not a curated record. The coding region runs from base 1 to 651 and encodes 216 amino acids. NCBI's taxonomy places the organism in Eukaryota, Metazoa, Chordata, Actinopteri, Gonorynchiformes, Chanidae. Gene Ontology annotation, biological process: detection of mechanical stimulus involved in sensory perception; sensory perception of sound.
AUGUUACCAGCUCAGGAAGCUGCCAAAAUAUAUCACACAAAUUAUGUGAGGAAUGCGAGAGCAGUCGGUGUGCUGUGGACGAUUUUCACCAUAUGCUUUGCCAUCAUCACUGUGGUGGUCUUCAUUCAACCUUACUGGAUUGGGGACAGUGUCAACACCCCUCAGGCUGGCUACUUUGGCCUUUUCCAUUACUGCAUUGGAAAUGCAUUGACCUCCGAACUCACCUGCAAGGGUAGCGCUUUGGACUUCGGUUCCAUCCCCUCAGGAGCAUUCAAAACUGCCAUGUUCUUCGUAGGGAUUUCCAUGCUACUGGUUGUCGGCAGUAUCGUUUGUUUCAGUCUGUUCUUCUUCUGUAACGCCGGCAGUGUCUACAAGAUUUGUGCCUGGAUGCAGCUCGCCUCUUCGACCUGCAUGGUCAUAGGCUGCAUGAUCUAUCCAGAUGGCUGGGAUUCUGAUGAGGUGAAACGCAUGUGUGGCCAGAGGACAGAUAAGUACACCCUGGGUAACUGCACUGUGCGCUGGGCUUACAUCCUGGCCAUUAUAAGCAUCCUGGACUCUCUCAUUCUCUCCUUCCUGGCCUUUGUGCUGGGAAACCGACAGGACAAACUGCUGCCAGAGGAUUUUCAGGUGGAGGAGAAAGAUGAGGCUUGA